Messenger RNA from Tilletiopsis washingtonensis, 3117 nucleotides. RefSeq lists its product as hypothetical. Gene Ontology annotation, biological process: positive regulation of DNA-templated transcription. The transcript has a single exon. Bases 1 to 3117 code for a protein of 1038 amino acids. Lineage: Eukaryota; Fungi; Basidiomycota; Exobasidiomycetes; Entylomatales. Gene Ontology annotation, cellular component: Set1C/COMPASS complex. The record is from RefSeq and is a predicted model, not a curated record.
AUGGGCAUGGCCAACGUCGCCGCAGAGCCCGCCGCCGUCGCGGCCUCGGUGCUGCACACGCCGCGCCGCGGGCGCCGUGUCGGCGUUGACCUCUGGGACUCGCCGGUGCGCCCGGCGCCGCACACCUUCCCGCGCCUCGAGAAGCGCCACGCCGCCGUGACGCCGCGCAAGCGCCGCGCCGACGCCGCAGACGCCUCUGCACCCAGCCUCGUCGACGACGGCGGCUGGGCGUCGGCGGGCCUGCCGGGCAGCAGCCGCAAGGCUGAAAAGGCGCCCGCGCCGCCCGCCAGCCCUUCGCCCGACCCCAGCGAGUUCUUUCUUGCCGAUGCGCUGCGCAGCACUGGCCCACUUGGACCACUGGCGCUCUUCCGGCCAGUCGGCGAGUCUGAGCAGGGCGCUUCGUCGGGCUCGAGUCUCGUGGCCGUCGACGUCGGCGGCCGCGGGCGCCUCAUUGUGCACCCCAACGUCGCCGCGCGCAUUCGCAGCUCGUCCGACGCCGACACCGCUGCGCUUCUGCGCUCUCACGACGUCGCAUUCUCGGGCGGCUCUGGCUCUUCCGCUACGGAGAGCUCGGCGAGCACCUCGGCCACGAGCCUGGACACGCCCUGCGCAGGCGGUCUCGGUCCGAGCCCGAGCUUCAGCCUCGCCAGCCACUUCCCAGCCAGCGAGAGCGGCUCGCCCUCCCCCUCGCCCAAGAAGCUGCCUCGUGUCAGCGGUGCUGUCCCGCGUGCUGCUCUGCGCGACGGUCACGCAGAUCUCUUCGGCUUGCGAAGCAGCGGCACGACGCCCGCCUCAUCACGUCUCACGACCUCUGAGCACACUCCACGACUGGGCCUCGGUCUGGGCCCCGGCAUCGACGCUCGUCUGCCGACGCUCGACUGGCCCGACGACCCCAAGGGCCCCUGGGCUGCAGCUGGCGAGCAUGUCGUCAAGGAGCGCUCUGCGCGCCAUGACGGCAUUGCCCGCUGGCUGGCCACGAGCGAGGAGGACGCAGCGCCGGCAGGCUUGUCUGCUGGCACCUCGCUCGCAGCUGACGCUUCGCUGCGGCACCAGCACCAGCAUCCCAUGAUCGCCAAGGCUCUGCGCGACCGCGCACGGCGAGACGCCGUCCCACGCACGUACUCGAUGCCAGACAUGCGCGCCCUUAUGCCCGAGGUGAGCCCGCGCAAGCGCUCUCGCCGCGCUGCCGGCGCCGCCAAGCUGGCGCGCGCAGACUCCAAGACGCGGCGACGCCUGGAGCGCAAGCUGGCCUCUGCCGCCGCAGCCAAGGCGGACCUCGAUGCCGCUGUGCAACAGCAGACUGCGCCGGAGCCGGCGCCAGUGCCGCUGGUGACGCCGCGCAACCUCUCGGCGCGCAAUGCCGGCAUUGCGCAGAUCCCCCUGCAGUCCGUCAUUGGCUGCGUGUGCGGCCACAACGAGGAGUUCAGCCCGAUGGUGCAGUGCGACGUGUGCAACCGCUGGUACCACAUCUUCUGCCUUGGCAUCACCUCGACGGCCGAGCUCGACGACGAGUGGUUCUGCGACGGCUGCUGCGAACGCGCCCUGUCCGACCUCACGCCUGGCAGCUUCACGUCGGGCUCCGUCGGCUUCACGCCGCUGGACGGCUUCAGCUCUGCCUCGGUCACGCCCUUCGACGGCACCUUCGACUCGCAGCUGUACGGCCUCAGCCAAGAGUCGCAGCAUCAGCAGCCCGUCUUUGCCCACCCGACCGAGAGCCCGGCGCAGGCGCGCAGUGCACGCUACUUCGACGGCCUCGCACUGGCGCCCAGCCCGCACGUCGCGCGCAGCGCUCAUUCGGGCAACUUGGGCGAUCUGGGUCCGAGCCUGUCUGCGUCGCUCUCGCUCCCGCAGGACCUCGGCAGCAUGGCCAGGCCCGCUGCCACGGCCCGUGCCCGCGCCAGCCGCAUUGGGCGGCACCAGAACGAGCCGGGCUCGCCACUCGAGCGCAAGAGCGCGACGAGGCCGCAGGCGCCAGCGCGGGCCGGCAGCCCGACGCGCCGCACUCGCAUUCCUACGCAGGCGCUCGACGACCCUUUCGCCACGCCCGUGCUGCUCUCGCGCCGCUCAGACUGGCAGAGCCACGGGAACCUCGACGCCCACGCAGCCAAGCCGCAGGGCAGUGUCGAGCGAAGAACGCCGAGCCCUCGCCUCCCGAGCUCGACCUUCGUCACGCCCAGCCGCACGCUGCGCUCAGGACGUUCGGACGCCUCGCUCGCCGGCACUGCUUCGCGGCAGACGUCCAACGCACGCGGGCACGGCGGCCUCUUUCUGGAGGAGGAGAGCAGCUUUGCUAUGCGCGACCCCGACGAUCCGUUCUCUACGCCGUCCCGCCUGCCCUCGGGUGCCUCUCCGUGGGGCCACCAGCGCACGCACACUGGCUCGCUGCAGACGCCGAGCCGCAUGCGCGAGACCAGCGCCUCGGGCUGGGGCCUCGGCACGCCGAGCAGCUCGUUCCUUGCGGCAGCAUUCGGGCACGACUCGGCCGGCAACGAUGCGGGCGGCUUCAGCGUCGGCAUGCCCUCGCUCGUCUUCUCGUCCGGCGGCGUCGAGGCGCAGCCCGGCGACACGGCCGGCACGGCGUCGAGCUUCCACAGCAACCCCAACUGGGCGCUCGGCUCGCCGACGUCCUCGACGCGUGCGGCCACGCGGGCGCGCGACAGCUCCGACAUCCCCAGCACGCCCGAGCUUGUGCCUCGGCGCUCGCGCAACCCGUCCAGCAGCACGAAUCUCGGCUCUCUGCGGCGCAGUGCACGCCGCAGCAGUGGCGUGCAUGGCGGCCCGGCUACCAGCACAUACGGCGACGACGAGCCGCCGUCCAGCAGCCCGUUCCCGCGCACACCCACCUUCGACGAGCAGCUCGGCGCGGGCGCGCGGCACGUCUCGCUGCGCGGCACGCCGACGUCUGCCAAGCGGCGCAGCGGCCACCAGGCCACCGAGCUCGUGCCCGGCAGCCUCGAUCGGGCGCACGUGCCGCUCGGCAAGGGCCAUGCACCGGCCGCUGCACAGUCCGACGCCGCUCAGCAGCAGGCCAAGCUGCGCACUGCCUCGGGCGACCUCGGCCUGGGUCUGGGCAUCGGCCUCGACUCGGAGUUCGACGACGUCCUCAACUGGACCUAG